AACAAUGAAUAUCGCAUCGGUAGACAAGUUUUUGAACGAGUAUUUAAACGUCAUUGUGAUAACAGUUGUUUGAUAAAGCUGAUAAGCCUGGAAUAAGAAAAGUUCAAAGUCAAACUUUCUAAACACACGAUCGAUUCUUAGUUUUCUAUUAUUUUAAGACUAUAUUUUGUUUCUUAAAAUUAAUAAAAAUGGUAUCAGGAAUAGUGGCUGGAAGGUUGGCUCUAGUUACGGGAGCUGGAUCUGGCAUAGGCAGAGCAGCAUGCCAAGUACUAUCCAGAGAAGGUGCCAUAGUUGUAGCUGCUGACAAGAACUAUGAAGCUGCUAUGGAAACAAUUAAGACUCACACAGCUUUGGCUUCAGGCAGAAAUGAUGCAGAUCAUAUGGCAGUGGAACUGGAUGUUUCCAAUUCGACAGCAGUGAGAAACCUAUUAACGACAAUAUUACAGCAAUACAAAGCACCUCCAACAAUAGUGGUGAAUUCUGCUGGUAUUACCAGAGACAACUGGCUGCUUAAACUGUCUGAGGAAGAUUAUGACAGUGUGCUAAAUACUAAUUUAAAGGGCACUUUUCUAGUUAUGCAAACAUUCUCAAAGGCGAUGUCAGAAGCAGGGCUACCAGGCUCGAUUGUAAACCUUUCUAGUAUUGUUGGCAAAUAUGGAAAUAUAGGCCAAACCAAUUACGCUGCAAGUAAAGCUGGUGUAAUCGGCAUGACACAAUCAGCAGCUCAGGAACUAGGGAAAUUCAAUAUUAGAGUAAACGCGAUAUUACCAGGCUUCAUAGAAACUCCAAUGGUGAAGACUGUUCCUGAGAAGGUCAUACAAGGAAUAAUGAAGCAAGUGCCUUUGGGACGACUUGGGUCUCCUACUGAACUAGCGGAAGUGAUCGCCUUCUUGAGUUCUGACAAGAGCUCGUUCAUGACUGGGGCAUCGAUCGACGUUACUGGUGGAUACUAGACUGGGUACCAGAAUAAUUGAAAU
Spodoptera exigua (beet armyworm) is the source of this 977-nucleotide messenger RNA. The record is from the annotation of a GenBank genome assembly. Lineage: Eukaryota; Metazoa; Arthropoda; Insecta; Lepidoptera; Noctuidae.